This is a messenger RNA of Porites lobata, 723 nucleotides long. NCBI's taxonomy places the organism in Eukaryota, Metazoa, Cnidaria, Anthozoa, Scleractinia, Poritidae. The record is from the annotation of a GenBank genome assembly.
AUGAGGUUGGCUGGUAUCCUCUUAGUUGUUGCAUUUUUGUUAGUUAUCUUGGCUAUCUUAAUUGCCCCUGAAAAGCCCGAAAGAAAACCUUCUGUCCUUCCUAUAAUCUUUGAAAAUAAGAUAAAAGAACUUCAAUCUUCUUUCACUAACCAAACUGACCGGUUUUGGAGGAUCCUAAAGAACCGUGGCUUGGCACAUCUCAAUAAUGCCAGUCCGUCUCAGCCACUUGUAUUGUUACUUGCUGCACCCCCAGCUGCUCACAGUAUGGUGGACUGCUUUGCCAAGAAGCUUGCAGAAGGGUUAGAUCCAGAAUACAAGAGAAUGUUAGCAACGAUUGAUGGAAGAGAAGAAAGGAGUUACCAUGGUGAAGAUACCAAGAAAAAGAUGGAUGAUAUACUAAAAAGAAAGUUUAUGGAUGGCCACAGAGCAGUGCUUGUUCGUCACCUUGAGCUCCUUCCACCACCAUCACCCCUGUUGUUUUACUCAUAUUGUGAUGAUCAGAAUGCACCGUAUAAACACGUGGCAAUCAUCUUCACUGUCCACUUGCCUGUCGAGCCAGAUGCAUCUUUAGAACCCAAAGAAGCAGAGAGAACAGUUGAGAAGUACCUUGCUGACAAAGUUUGGGCAAAAGAAAAUAAGGAUGCAGUAGCUGAUCUUUUGAUCCGAGUUACAGACACAGUGGCUCUUAUGAAUGGUGAACCUAGUAGUUUAGAUACUUGUUAA